Messenger RNA from Orbicella faveolata, 803 nucleotides. RefSeq names its product atrial natriuretic peptide receptor 1-like. The record is from RefSeq and is a predicted model, not a curated record. Gene Ontology annotation, molecular function: adenylate cyclase activity; peptide receptor activity; guanylate cyclase activity. Gene Ontology annotation, biological process: protein phosphorylation; cGMP biosynthetic process; intracellular signal transduction. Gene Ontology annotation, cellular component: plasma membrane. Lineage: Eukaryota; Metazoa; Cnidaria; Anthozoa; Scleractinia; Merulinidae.
AUGGGGAGGCUGCUAGUGCACGUUGAUGCCGUGAAUUUGGUUCAUUUAUUGAAAUAUUGUUGCAGCUUUACGUAUCCACUAACGCUUUAUAUAUCUGUCUUUAGUUUGGUAGCGGACCAGUUAAAAACUCAUAACUCUGUGCAGGCCGAGGGUUUUGAAGAAGUCACCAUCUUCUUUAGUGACAUUGUUGGAUUCACAAAGCUGGCGUCAGUUAGUACUCCACUGGAGAUUGUGGACUUUUUAAACGAUUUAUACGUAUCAUUUGAUGAAAUCAUCAGUCGUUUUGAUGUUUACAAGGUGGAGACUGUCGGUGAUGCAUACGUGGUUGUCAGCGGUUGUCCCAAGUUGAACGGGAUCAAACACACGAGUGAGAUCGCGAGCAUGGCUCUGGAACUCCUCAGUCACAUGGUUGUAUUUCGCGUGCGUCAUCUUCCCGACCAUCAGCUGCAGCUGCGCAUUGGCAUCAACACGGGUAAGGGUUGCGGUCAUCUUGGUCAGCGGUUUAGCAGGCCUUGACUUCCUAGCUACUUUCUGAAUGUAGCUGUUUUCGUGUUUGGACCAGUGGGAAACGGUGGGUGGGAGCUUUGUGGUAGCAAUAUUAAAAGAGACUACGUAAAAACUUAUUUACCUUGUUUUUAUAGGUCCCGUGGUAGCAGCGGUUGUUGGAGUGACCAUGCCUCGCUUCUGUCUUUAUGGCCAUGCUGUCAACAUCGCUUCCAAAAUGGAGAGCACCUCCUUGCGUAAGUAUUCACCGUGUAACUGAUCCUAAGAACGCACUCAUGCAUGUAUAGAACACGCUUAGU